AUGAGGAAGAUCAUCGCGUGGACAGCCGAUGUGACCAGCUCGGGCAUUCCGACAGGCGCCAACGGGACUGGCCGCAACGUGCCGGAGAACUUGAUCCAGGCUUCACUCGGGGCUAUGGACAAGGCGCUGAACAAACUGACGCCGCUCUGCGACUUCGUGGCUCGCAUCGACAACUCGGGGGAGGCUCGCGGGGGCGGAAGCUCCAGCACCGCACUGGUCCUGCUCCACGUAGAAAUUCACGUCGGCUUGCCAGAGGUGCCCGCCCUGUCCGCCUUUGCCACCAUCGACGCCAAGGGCUCCUGGGGCGUGCUGCAGAACCGCUUCGCGCACAGGGCCAACGACAUCGGCGACUUCCCGCAGUCUCUCGCGCCGCUGCCCCUGGUGCGGCUGCCGGCCAAGGAGGCCGCCCUCUUCCGCCACGACCCGCGCUCGGACGAGCUGGAGCUCCGCACCGACUCGGACGCGCUCCCGGCGUCGCUCAGAGGCUUGCUGAACAACACCUUGUUGAAGAGCAGGAAGCUGUUCGACUUCGACCCGAGGAAGUUGAUGGAGCAGCCUUACCAGGACUCCUCGACGACAUCGCUGGCGCUGGUCACGUCGCCGACGUACCGGGUCACCCUCUCCAGCCACGGGCGGAGGCUGGCCGGCAUCCCGGAGGAGGCGGAGUCCUACUUCUGGGUCUUCCCGCUGAGGGACAGACACGAGGGUGCCGAGAUGAUGCCCGAGGUUCGUGUCGAGCCUCUGCUGCAGUUCCUGUUCCAGGGGGGCUUCUGCUUCUGCUCCGUGGAGGGCACCGUGCUGUCGGUGCACGCCAUCUCGCACAAGCGGGAAGAGAUGUUCCUGCAGUUUGACAGUCCGAAGCCUCUGCCAAAGAACGUCGUCGAGAAGAUGAAGAAGGGCGGUCGGUUCCACCCAGUGGCUUCUGCGUACCUUCGUCAGCGUGGCGCCACAAAGUUCUGCUGGGUGAUGCCAGACGAGAUCUUUGGGAAGGUCAACGUGGGCGGCCGGCACGGCGCCUUUGCGUACCUGAUGGAGGGCCAGGCGGGCGGGCUCCUGUUCCCCGUGCUGAGCGCCUGA
This is a messenger RNA of Prorocentrum cordatum, 1077 nucleotides long. Lineage: Eukaryota; Dinophyceae; Prorocentrales; Prorocentraceae. The record is from the annotation of a GenBank genome assembly.